CGUGCUUUCCCCUUUGCUCGCUCGCGGACCUCCGUCCCGGACUCCGACUCCCGGCGGCGCUCUCGCGCCAGCAAGCUCGAAUCUGCACGCCGCCGCCGCCGCCGCCGCCGCCCCACGCCCACGGCGCCUAGAACCAGGGUCUUUCUGGUGUGCAGGGGUGGGCGCUUGGCUUCUGAGAACAUGUAACGGGUGUUGAUACGAAAAUAGGUUCCUGGAAUAGCGGGUUCAUUAGCAGUUUGGCACAACUUUGAAGCUGCAGGGGAUUUCAAAUGCCCUUUGUCAUCAGGUCCACGGUUCCACUGAGCCAGAGGAUUUUUUAUUGUAUUUUCAACUUCCCUGAGGAUGUUUGACAGUACUCAAAAAGCUCAAUACAUGGAUGGGCACAGAGAGAGGUUUAUUAGGCUGGAUGAGUCAAGUCCUAGGUCAUCUGUACCUUCUGAAGUGGGAGGCAGGAGUACAUUGAGGUCCAGCAUGCCUGGGUUUGGUUAUGGUCCAUUUAAUGCACUAAGGUCUUUCUUGUCUGGGGGCUCUGGAAGACUGAAGUCACUUAGACAGUCACUUACUUCUGGUGCUCCUAAGACAGCUUUUGCGGAAGAUCUUAAAUCAUAUAAGAGAACUAUAUUUGAUCCCCAGGACAAACUUCUUUUCCGAAUGAACUGGGUUUUCUUCUCGUCUUGUCUUUUUGCUGUUGCAGUGGACCCACUAUUCUUCUUCCUACCCAUCAUCAACGAUUCAAACUGCAUUGGUAUUGAUAAAAAGUUGGCAGUGACAUCAACAAUAAUACGUACGGUUAUUGAUUUUGUCUACCUUAUACGCGUGUGUCUUCAAUUCCGCACUGCUUAUGUUGCUCCAUCUUCACGCGUGUUUGGGACUGGUGAGCUUGUGAUUGAUCCGAUGCUAAUUGCAAAGCGAUACAUUAAAAGUUACUUUGCAAUGGACUUUGUUGCAUUGCUACCACUUCCACAGAUUGUUGUAUGGAGAUACCUCCAUAUUCCAGAUGGCCCAGAUGUACUGACUACGAAAACUGCACUGGUUUGGGUUGUUUUGAUCCAAUACAUUCCAAGGUUGCUUCGAAUAUUCCCUGUGAUCACAGAUUUGAAAAGGACAGCUGGUGUUUUUAUUGAAACUGCUUGGGCUGGUGCUGCUUAUUAUCUUCUAUGGUUUAUGCUGGCUGGGCAUAAUGUUGGUACUUUAUGGUACUUUUUAACCAUAGAACGUGAAGAUGAUUGCUGGCAUCUAUACUGUGACGAUCCCAACUUUGGCUUGGGAUGUAAUAGCAGCUACUUGUAUUGCAAUAAUCAUCAUCAUGGCAGCUAUGAUAGUUGGCUUACGAAUAAUAGUGCCCAAGUAUUCAACAUGUGCAAUGGCGGUCAAGACAAUCCUUUCAACUUUGGCAUUUAUGAGCAAGCACUGGUCUCUAAAAUACUUAGUCCAGGAAAUUUCAUCUCAAAAUUAUGUUAUUGCUUCUGGUGGGGAUUGCAAAAUCUAAGUACACUUGGUCAAGGGCUUUUGACAAGCACAUACCCUGGAGAAGUCCUGUUCUCUAUAGCAAUAUGUGUCCUUGGACUAAUUCUUUUUGCUCUCCUCAUUGGUAACAUGCAGAGCUACCUACAAUCUGUUGCUAUACGCCUUGAAGAGAUGAGAGUUAAGAAACGCGAUGCUGAGCAGUGGAUGCAUCACCGUUCACUGCCACUGGACAUCAGACAUAGGGUGAGGAAGUAUGAACGUUAUCGGUGGUUGGAAACCAGGGGAGUAGACGAAGAAACUUUGGUUCAAACUCUUCCAAAAGAUCUUAGGAGGGAUAUCAAGCGGCAUCUUUGUUUGGGCUUAGUGAAAAGGGUGCCUUUGUUUGAAAAUAUGGAUGAACGAUUGUUGGAUGCAAUAUGUGAGCGGUUAAGACCUGCACUCUACACAGAAAAUGAGUUCAUUUUGAGGGAAGGUGACCCGGUGGAUGAGAUGCACUUUAUUCUUCAUGGUUGUUUGGAGAGUGUAACCACUGAUGGUGGACGGAGUGGGUUCUUUAACAAGGUUCAGCUAAAGGAAGGGUCGUUCUGUGGCGAUGAGUUGCUCACUUGGGCAUUGGAUCCCAAGUCAGCUGCUAAUUUUCCAGUUUCGAGCAGGACUGUCCAGGCACUCACCGAGGUUGAGGCGUUUGCCCUAUGUGCAGAAGAGCUGAAAUUCGUGGCCAGUCAGUUCAGGAGGCUGCACAGCAGGCAAGUGCAACACACAUUCCGAUUCUAUUCCCAGCAGUGGAGGACUUGGGCAGCCUGCUUCAUCCAAGCAGCAUGGCGCCGCUACUACAAGAGGAAGAUGGCAGAGCAGCGGCGCAAAGAAGAAGAGGCGGCAAGCCGGCCAAGUAGUAGCCACCCUAGCCUUGGGGCGACUAUCUAUGCAUCUCGUUUCGCUGCCAACGCCAUGCGAGGGGUUCACAGGCUAAGAAGCAAGGCUGUCCCUACCAUUGUCAGGCUACCGAAACCCCCAGAACCAGAUUUUGGUGUCGAUGAUGCUGACUAACGAGACAAUCACACUGUACUCGCUUGUAAUUGUACUUUACCUCAUCUGUAGAUUCUGUACAAGAUUCAACGACAGCUGAAGAAGAUAGUGUCUGUAAAGGUUUGUAACCACGCACAGACAGACCAUAACGGAGGU
Zea mays is the source of this 2649-nucleotide messenger RNA. RefSeq lists its product as uncharacterized. Gene Ontology annotation, cellular component: membrane. NCBI's taxonomy places the organism in Eukaryota, Viridiplantae, Streptophyta, Magnoliopsida, Poales, Poaceae. The transcript is spliced from 9 exons. The coding region runs from base 343 to 2514 and encodes 723 amino acids. Gene Ontology annotation, biological process: monoatomic ion transport; transmembrane transport. The record is from RefSeq and is marked validated. Gene Ontology annotation, molecular function: monoatomic ion channel activity.